Messenger RNA from Electrophorus electricus (electric eel), 1648 nucleotides. RefSeq names its product peptidase inhibitor 15b (gene pi15b). Lineage: Eukaryota; Metazoa; Chordata; Actinopteri; Gymnotiformes; Gymnotidae. Gene Ontology annotation, cellular component: extracellular region. The record is from RefSeq and is a predicted model, not a curated record.
AACGUGCCAAGUGCGAGAGAAAUCGCAGGUAGUAAAUAGCUGUCUUAUCAACUAUAGUCAUUAAGCUGAUUAUCAAAAAGGGUCGGUGAACUGAAAAGGAUGGGGAACAUCAACUUUUUUAUCGACCUGAUUCUAUUAUGUGCCGCCAGCGAUGCAAGUGCAUUGAUCGUAAAAAAUGCAACUGAUUUACCCACAAGAGUCAACAUUACCGUCAGCAACAACGUUGAAGACCAGGUGUCGGCAUCCAUAGCAAAAUCAAGGCGAAAGCGUUACAUUUCACAAAGCGACAUGAUAGCCAUCCUGGACUAUCACAAUAAGGUGCGAGCCAGUGUCUUUCCACCUGCUGCCAACAUGGAAUACAUGGUGUGGGAUGACAAUCUGGCAAGGUCAGCAGAGGCCUGGGCUGCCACCUGUAUCUGGGACCACGGGCCACCAUACCUGCUUCGAUACCUGGGCCAAAAUCUCUCCGUCCGAACUGGCAACUACCGGUCCAUCCUCCAGUUGGUUAAGCCCUGGUAUGACGAGGUGAGGGAUUACGUAUUCCCAUACCCCCGUGACUGUAACCCCAGGUGCCCUAUGCGCUGUUACGGACCUAUGUGUACACAUUACACACAAAUGGUCUGGGCCACUUCAAACAGAGUCGGGUGUGCGGUUCAGUUGUGCUACAACAUGGUGGUGUGGGGAACGGUAUGGAGGCAGGCAACAUACCUGGUCUGCAAUUACUCUCCAAAGGGUAACUGGAUAGGAGAGGCACCAUACCAGGUUGGGGUGCCAUGCUCCACGUGCCCACCAAUCUACGGAGCCUCCUGCAGCAAUAACAUGUGUCUCCCUGCCCUUAACUCCAACUUCAUGUACUGGUUUAAGUAAGCUAUUUGUUUUCAGUGUUGUCUGAUAACAGUUUUGUCUUGGUAAAUGAUAAUAUGUGAUGUCAUCUGAUAUACAGAAAGGUGUGGUUUUUGUUUGUUUGUUGCAUUUUUUCAUAUGAUCUUGUAUGAGCUAUACUUAAAUUACUAGAAAUGGUGCUAAUGUUAAGUAUUCUUUGUAGGGCUCUUAUACUGUGGAUCAUCAUAUUGAUGCUCUUAAAUGUGGUUAGCCAGAGUUUUGUACUGAUACACAGUUAAGGCCUGUAAUAAUCUUAUAUUGUUCCCUACUUAAUGUACAUUUAUGGUUUGACUAUGCCUUUCUUUAUUGGUUGAUAAAAACUAAUCACUGUUAUAACUGUCAGGGUGCUAAGAGAUAACUCAUGCUAUAUGUUGGUCAAAGCUAAGCAUUUUUUACACUCACCAGCUACUUUAUUAGACACACUUACCUUGCUCUGAUAUUGAGUGUGCACCACAUUUGGUACACUGUUCUUAUAGGUGCAUUUUAUUGGUAUACAAGUACAGACAUAUCUGUUGGCACAGCCAGCCUCUACCUAUUUAUCACAGUGGUUUUCUUGCCACAGGACUACUGCUGACUGGGUAUUCUUUAGGUGGGAGACCGUUCUGAACACAGUGGGGAGGUCUUGCUGACAUGCCUGUAUCAGGCACAGAUGUUUUUCAAUGUGUCAAUAUCAUUAUAUGUGUCAUAGUCAGAAACUGACUAUUGAUGAAAAGCUACAGGAUAACUAACAAAUUGUGUUUGGAAGCAGAUGUGCUGUCAUCACUAG